GGAAAAAGCUAUGACUGCAAAGUGGCAGGAGCACACGAGGAGCUUUAUUGGGGUAGCACUUGUACAGGAUUGCAUGCAAGAGAAGUCCCCACAGCAUGAAACCUUCCAGAGACUAUAGUGAAGGGCCACUACCUAGAAGGGGACAGAAGAAUGGAGCCUAAUUUAAAUCAAGAUGGGGUGCCUAGACCAUCAUAUGUUUUUAGUGCUGACCCGAUUGCAAGGCCUUCAGAAGUAAAUUUUGACAGCAUUAAGCUUGAUCUCUCUCGUGAAUUUUCCUUAGUUGCUUCAAGCACUGAGGCAAAUAGUUUCGACUCCAAAGAUUAUCUUCAGGUUUGUCUUCGAAUAAGACCAUUCACACAGUCAGAAAAAGAACACGAGUCUGAGGGCUGUGUGUAUAUGCUGGACCCACAGACUGUUCUGCUGAAAGAUCCUCAAAGUAUCCUUGCUCGGUUAAGUGAGAAAAGCUCUGGGCAGAUGGCACAGAAAUUCAGUUUUUCUAAGGUUUUUGGUCCAGAAACAACACAGAAGGAAUUCUUCCAGAGUUGCAUUAUGCAGCCAGUAAAAGACUUUUUGAAAGGACAAAGUCGACUGAUUUUUACUUAUGGGCUAACCAAUUCAGGAAAAACAUACACAUUUCAAGGCACAGAAGAAAAUAUUGGCAUUCUGCCUCGAACUUUGAAUGUAUUAUUUGAUAGUCUUCAGGGAAGGCUGUAUACAAAAAUGAACCUUAAACCACAUAGAUCCAGAGAAUAUUUACGGUUGUCACCAGACCAAGAGAAAGAAGAAAUUGCUAGCAAAAGUGCAUUGCUUCGGCAAGUUAAAGAGGUUGUUAUGCAGAAUGACAAUUAUGAUAGUCUUUAUGGAAGUUUAACAAACUCUUUGAAUAUCUCAGAGUUUGAAGAAUCCAUGAAAGAUUGUGAACAAGCUAGCUUGAAUAUGGAUAAUAAUAUAAAAUUUUCUCUGUGGGUUUCUUUCUUUGAGAUUUAUAAUGAAUAUAUUUAUGACUUGUUUGUUCCUGUGUCAUCCAAGUUCCAGAAGAGAAAGAUGCUACGCCUUUCCCAAGAUGUAAAGGGCUAUUCUUUUAUAAAAGAUCUACAAUGGGUUCAAGUGUCUGAUUCCAAAGAAGCGUAUAGACUUUUAAAACUAGGCAUAAAGCACCAGAGUGUUGCCUUCACAAAAAUGAACAAUGCUUCUAGUAGAAGUCACAGCAUAUUCACUAUUCGAAUAUUACAGAUUGAAAAUUCUGAAAUGCCUCAUGUAAUGAGAGUCAGUGAAUUGUCUUUAUGUGAUCUUGCUGGUUCAGAACGAAGCAUGAGGACACAGAAUGAAGGUGAAAGGUUAAGAGAGACUGGGAAUAUCAACACGUCUUUGUUGACUCUGGGAAAGUGUAUUAAUGCUUUGAAGAACAGUGAAAAGUCAAAGUUUCAACAGCAUGUGCCUUUCCGGGAGAGUAAACUGACCCACUAUUUUCAAAGUUUUUUUCAUGGUAAAGGGAAGAUAUGUAUGAUUGUCAACAUUAGCCAAUGCUGUUUUGCCUAUGACGAAACACUCAAUGUGUUGAAGUUCUCAGCCAUUGCACAAAAAGUUUGUGUUCCAGACACUUUAAAUUCCUCUCAAGAGAAAUUAUAUGGACCUGUCAAAUCUUCUCAAGAUAUGCCAUCAGACAUUAAUAAUUCAGAUAAUAAAAUAUUAAAUGUAAAAAGAUCUACAAUUUCAUGGGAAAGUAGUCUGGAAGAUCUGGUGGAAGAUGAAGAUUUGGUUGAGGAUCUAGAAGUAGCUGAAGAAAACCAAAAUGUGGAGACUCAACUUACUGAUGAAGAUCUAAAUAAAACACUAGAGGAAGACAAGGCUUCCAUUAGCCAUGAGGAGAAGAGAAAACUGUUGGAUUUAAUAGAAGACUUGAAAAUAAAACUGGUAAAUGAAAGAAAAGAAAAGUUAACAUUGGAAUUUAGAAUUCGUGAAGAAGUUACACAGGAGUUCACUCAGUAUUUGGCUCAACGAGAAGCUGACUUUAAGGAAACACUCCGUCAGGAACGAGAGAUAUUAGAAGAAAAUGCUGAAUGUCGUUUGGCCAUCUUCAAAGAUUUGGUUGGUAAAACUGACCCUCAGGAAGAACCAGUAAAUCAAGAUUGUGCAAUGAAAGUUGAAACCAAAGAAGCACAUAAUUAUGUAGGAAUUGAAGAUAUUAUUGAUUCUCUUCAAGAUGAUGUCACUGAUAUUAAGAAACAGGCUGAAAUUGCUCACUUAUAUAUUGCAUCUCUUGCUGACCCCCAGGAAGCUAUUGCUUGUUUAGAAAUAAAGUUUAAUCAAGUUAAAGCUGAAUUAGCUAAAACCAAAGAAGAAUUAAUCAAAACCCAGGAAGAGUUAAAAAAGAGAGAAAAUGAGUCAGAAAUUAACUUAAAUUCAUUGGCUGAAGAGCUUGAGAAAUCUAAUGAGAAAAUACUUAUGCAGAAUCAAAGAAUUCAAGAGUUGAAAGAUAUAAUUGAUCACAAAGAGGAUACUAUUAACAACUUUCAGAACCUAAAAUUUCAUGUGGAAGACACAUUUCAAAGCAGUAACAAGGCUGGUACAUCUUUAUUAAUAAUAAACAAUAAAUUGGCUUGUAAUGCAACUCCUAAGGACAGCAAAACUAAAAAUUAUCCAGGAAAAAAAAGAUUAAAUGAAAAUGAACUUCAACAAGAUGAACCACCAGCAAAGAAAGGACCUAUACAUGCUAGUUCAACUAUCACUGAAGACCAAAAUAAAAGUAAAAAAAUGCAACAGAGUAUUUCAGAAGAUGAGGAAAACAGAGUUUUACAAGAAAAUAAUGAUAAUGAAGAGCUGAAAACACGAUUACUCAUUGUUGAGAAUGAACUUAGAAAUGAAAAGGAAGAAAAAGCAGAAUUAAGUAAACAGAUUGUUGGUUUGCAGCAGGAACUUUCUUUUUCUGAGAAGAAGAGCUUUUCUUUACGUAUAGAUAUCCAGCAAAUUCAGUCAAUUUAUGACAAUGCCGUUUCUGAAUUACAAGUGCAGAGGGGUAUAAAUCAAGAACAGAAGGAAAAGAUCAUAAAAUUGUCAGAGGAGAUAGAAAUCGCUGGAAGAAACAUCACAAAUAAUGUUUCACAAAUAAAAUUGAUGCAAGCAAAAAUAGAUGAACUACGAACCCUUGAUUCAGUUUCUCAGAUCUCAAACAUAGAUUUCCUCAAUCUCCGUGAUCUCUCAAGUGGUUCUCAGGAGGAGGAUUUGCCAAAUACACAGUUACACCCUUUGGGUAGUGAUUAUUUGGUAAGUAAGCAGGUUAAACCCAAUAGGGAAAGUUCUUUUCACUCUAGUAUUGAUGCCAUUUGGGAAGAAUGUAAGGAGAUUGUAAAGGCCUCCUCCCAAAAAAGUCAUCAGAUCCAGGAACUGGAACGACAAAUUGAAAAAUUACAAGCAGAACUAAAAGGCUAUGAGGAUGAAAAGAAGAGACUAAAAACAGAGAAUACAAAUCAAGAUGCCCUACUAAAAGAAAAAGAAAGUCUUAUACAGCAACUGAAAGAAGAAUUGCAAGAAAAAAAUGUUAGUCUCAAUGUUCAACUGCAGCAAGUAGUUGAAGGAAAGACAGCACUUUCAGAACUUACACAGGACAUUGCCUGCUAUAAAGUGCAGAUAAAGGAACUUGAAACAAUCUUAGAAACUCAGAAAACUGAAUGUAGUCAUUCAGCCAAGUUAGAAGAAGAAAUUUUGGAAAAGGAAUCUAUCAUCUUGAAGCUAGAAAAAAAUCUGAAGGAAUUUCAAGCAAAUCAUCCGGAUUGUAUCAAAAACAUCAAAGAUUUAAAUGCAAGGGAAGUCAAAUUGAAAGAAGAAAUCACACAAUUAACAAAUAAUUUGCAAGAUGCAAAGCAUUCCCUUCAAUUAAAGGAAGAGGAAAAAGAAACCAACUGGCAGGAGACAGAAAAGCUGAAAGAGGAGCUCUCGGCAAGCUCUGCUCUUAUCCAGACCCUGAAAGCAGAUCUUCAGAGGAAGGAGGAAGAUAAUGCUGAGCUGAAGGAGAAGCUGACUGAUGCCAAAAAGCAGAUUAAGCAAGUACAGAAAGAGGUAUCUCUAAUGCGUGAUGAGGAAAAAUUACUGAGGAUUAAAAUGAAUGAACUAGAGAAAAAGAAAAACCAAUGUUCUCAGGAAAUUGAUAUGAAACAGAGAACCAUUCAGCAACUCAAGGAGCAGUUAAGUAUUCAGAAAGUGGAAGAAACUAUACAACAGUAUGAGAGAGUAUGCAAAGAUCUAAGUAUUAAAGAAAAAGUGAUUGAAGACAUGCGAAUGACACUGGAAGAACAAGAACAGACCCAGGUAGAACAAGAUCAAGUGCUCGAAGCUAAAUUAGAGGAAGCUGCACGGCUGGCCACAGAAUUGGAGAAUUUGAAGGAAAAGUACAAAGAUCUGGAAACCAAAAGUAAUCAAAGGUCAAACAAGGAACUUGAGGAUAACACAGAUGUGCUUAGUAAAAAGCUCAAUAAACUUCAAGAUGCAUUACAGGAAUCUGAACAGAAAUAUAAAUCUGAUAGAAAGAAAUGGUUAGAUGAAAAAAUGAUGCUGAUCACUCAAGCAAAAGAAGCUGAGACUCUACGAAACAAAGAAAUGAAAAAAUAUGCUGAAGACAGAGACCGUGGUUUAAAGCAACAAAAUGAAGUGGAAAUACUUACAGCACAGCUGGCAGAGAAAGAUAAUAACCUUCAAAAGUGGCGAGAAGAACGGGAUCAGCUGGUCGCAGCGUUAGAAAUACAGCUGAAAGCACUGAUUUCCAGUAACUCUCAGAAAGAUAACGAAAUCGAACAGUUGAGAAGGAUCACAUCAGAGGCUUCUAAAACAGAAAAAGAAACCAGGCUUAGCAAGCCCAGACAUAUGAGUUCAACAGACCUUGGAGUUGAAACUGAACCUCAGUCAACAAGUUUUGAAAUUGCCAGCAAUGAAGUAGAGGAUGAAUUUGUAGUCCUUGACUCUUGUGAAGUGUCAACAGAAAAUAAUCAAACUACUCGAUUUCCAAAACCUGAGUUAGAGAUUCAAUUUACACCUUUGCGGCCAAACAAAAUGGCAGUGAAGCACCCUGGUUGUACCUUACCAGUGACGGUUAAGAUUUCAAAGGCUCGAAAGAGGAAGAGUAAUGAAAUGGAGGAGAGUACUAUAUUUUCAAGCUGGUGGAAGAGCAGAAAUAGUAUUAACCAUACUCCUGAGGCUCUCUGUCAGGAAUUGGUGAAAUGUGAAAAUAAGAAGAAUACAACACCCAGAACUAAUCUGAAGUCACCUGCUUCUGAGCAUAGAAAUUCUUCUGUUAAAAAGGAACAAACGGUUACCACACGACCAUCAUCUCAGAAAACAUAUUCUUUACGGAGUCAGGCAUCUGCAGUUAAUGUAAACUUGGCCGCUAAGAAAAAAGAAGGAACGCUGCAGAAAUUUGGAGACUUCUUACAACGUUCUCCAACAAUUCUUCAAUCAAAAGCAAAGAAGAUAUUUGAAACUAUGAGCUCUUCAAAGCUCUCAAAUGUAGAAGUAAGUAAGGAAAAUGUAUCUCGACCAAAACGGGCCAAACGGAAAUUAUAUACAAAUGAAAUUUCAUCUCCUAUUGAUAUAUCUGGCCAAGUGAUUUUGAUGGAUCAUAGAGUGAAGGAAAGUGAUCAUCAGAUUCUCAAACGACGACUUCGAACUAAAACAGCCAAAUAAAUCACUAUGGAGGAU
Messenger RNA from Molossus molossus (Pallas's mastiff bat), 5688 nucleotides. RefSeq names its product kinesin family member 20B (gene KIF20B). The record is from RefSeq and is a predicted model, not a curated record. Gene Ontology annotation, molecular function: plus-end-directed microtubule motor activity; ATP binding; microtubule binding. Gene Ontology annotation, cellular component: nucleus; spindle microtubule. The transcript has 34 exons. Lineage: Eukaryota; Metazoa; Chordata; Mammalia; Chiroptera; Molossidae. Bases 151 to 5673 code for a protein of 1840 amino acids. Gene Ontology annotation, biological process: microtubule-based movement; mitotic spindle assembly.